UAGAAAUGUUUGAUAUGGAAGGUCCUACGUGUAGGAAACAUUUUCGUAAAUUUCUGUAAGAAUAAUUAACAUGGCUGCAGUAAAAGUGGUUCCAUCGACUUCACCUUCUGUCGAAUUAAGUUCGUAUCGUGACCAACAUUUCAAGGGUUCCAGAGCAGAGCAGGAUAGACUUCUAAGAAAUUCCACGACUUUGUAUGUUGGAAAUCUUUCCUUUUACACAACAGAGGAACAAAUAUACGAGUUGUUCUCAAAAUGUGGUGAUAUCAGGAGAAUUAUAAUGGGUCUAGAUAAAUAUAAGAAAACUCCUUGCGGUUUUUGUUUUGUUGAAUAUUACCAAAGAGCAGAUUCUGAAAACUGUAUGCGAUACAUCAAUGGAACACGACUGGAUGACAGAAUAAUCAGGACAGAUUGGGACGCUGGCUUUAUCGAAGGUAGACAAUAUGGAAGAGGAAAGACCGGCGGACAAGUACGAGACGAAUAUAGAUCAGACUUCGAUAGUGGAAGAGGUGGUUAUGGUAAAAUAAUACAACAAAAAGUAACGCCUAUCUCAGAUGGCGCGUUCGGACGUUGAAAUUUCGAAACUGUAACUGACUUCCUAUGUUCAAUUUUAAAUGCAAGCUCGCGCCUAACCGAAGCACAGAAAGUUGACUGGUCUCAGAGAAAUCGCAGUCUGGAACCUAAGAGCGAACACAGUUUACUUUGCCUUGAGAACAUUGCAUUCAGAGGUAAACGACGUUCCCCG
Messenger RNA from Colletes gigas, 742 nucleotides. It is a transcript of the gene Cbp20, whose product is annotated as nuclear cap-binding protein subunit 2. Gene Ontology annotation, biological process: mRNA cis splicing, via spliceosome. Gene Ontology annotation, cellular component: nuclear cap binding complex. The transcript has 4 exons. The record is from RefSeq and is a predicted model, not a curated record. Gene Ontology annotation, molecular function: RNA cap binding. The coding region runs from base 71 to 571 and encodes 166 amino acids. NCBI's taxonomy places the organism in Eukaryota, Metazoa, Arthropoda, Insecta, Hymenoptera, Colletidae.